AUGGAAUCCAAUGAUAAUGUACUCAAGUCUGCUGUCAGAGUCAACGAGGAGACUGGCAUUACUGAAAAUAAUUGCGAGAUGAUGGACAAGAAACCUGAUCCGAAAAACUUCCAAUUCUUACCAUUUGUGCUAGAAAAUUCUACUCAUAUCCUUUCAAAGUGUGACCUUAAACUUGAAAAUGAAUUUGACAACGAUGUGGAAAUAGUCGUUGAAUGUGAGGACGUGAAACCAAAUGUGGAUUCAUUAAAAGUUCAAAAAGUGUAUAAUUAUUCUCAAAAUUGCUUGAACAAUGUGAUAAAUAGUGAUGGCGAUAAAGUUCAAAAUAUAAUUAAAAUAGAACCCUUGAAGGAAAUAAAACAAGAAAUUUUUGGUGACGUUGCAGCAGGACUGAACUUGAAUUUAGAUAAUGAACCAGUCAAACAAAAUAGAAAAAGAAGAAUUACAGAAAAGUGUAACAGCGAACGCAGACCCAAAAAACUAAUUAUUUCAGAGCAUAAUGAUACAAGCCAAACAUGUAAAAUAUGUAAAAAGAAAUUUUUACAUAAGAACAGUAUAAGUAGGCAUGUCAGAUCAUUUCAUCAGUGUAUUACUUACUCAUGUGAUGUAUGCAGCAAGACAUUUUCACAAAAAAGUAAUCUCAAACAGCACAUCAAUUCAGUGCAUGAUGGUGUCAUCCACUCAUGUGAUAUUUGUGGAAAAUCAUUUUCAUCCAAAAACUAUAUCAAAGACCACAUAAAUGCGGUGCACAAUGGUAUCAAACAUUCAUGUACUAUUUGUGGAAAGACGUAUCAAAGGAAGAAUGAUUUGACAAGGCACGUUCAAUCAGCGCAUAAUGGUGUCAACCACUCAUGUAACAUUUGUGAAAAAUCAUUUUCAUCCAAAAAUUAUGUAAAAGACCACAUAAAUGCGGUGCACAAUGGUGUCAAAAAUUUAUGUGAUAUUUGUGGCAAGACGUUUAUAAGGAAGGGUGAUUUGACAAGGCACGUUAAAUCAGCGCAUAAUGGUGUGACCUACUCAUGUAAUAUAUGCGGAAAGACACUCUCAACCAAAUGGUAUCUCCAAAUCCACAUUGAAUCAAUACACAAUAGUAUCACCUACUCAUGUGAUAAUUGUGGUAAGACGUUUACAACGAAGGGUGAUCUGACGAGGCACGUUAAAUCAGCGCAUAAUGGUGUGACCUACUCAUGUAAUAUAUGCGGAAAGACACUCUCAACUAAAUGGUAUCUCCAAAUCCACAUUGAAUCAAUACACAAUAGUAUCACCUACUCAUGUGAUAAUUGUGGUAAGACGUUUACAAGGAAGGGUAAUCUGACGAAGCACGUUAAAUCAGCGCAUAAUGGUGUCACUUUCUCAUGUGGUAUUUGUGGAAAGAGAUUUGCAACAAGUUCGUAUCUCAAAAUUCACAUGGAUUCGGCAUGA
Messenger RNA from Trichogramma pretiosum, 1419 nucleotides. RefSeq names its product zinc finger protein OZF-like. The transcript has 4 exons. NCBI's taxonomy places the organism in Eukaryota, Metazoa, Arthropoda, Insecta, Hymenoptera, Trichogrammatidae. The record is from RefSeq and is a predicted model, not a curated record. Gene Ontology annotation, molecular function: DNA-binding transcription factor activity; RNA polymerase II cis-regulatory region sequence-specific DNA binding. Gene Ontology annotation, biological process: regulation of transcription by RNA polymerase II. The coding region runs from base 1 to 1419 and encodes 472 amino acids.